AUGGCGUAUCGGAGGAAGCACGCCGUCGCGAAGUCGUCCACGUUCGAGGUGUUCCGGUCCUCCGCCGCCACCGACGAUGGGUCGUCUCCUUCGUCGUCCCUCGCCGCCCAGGCGAUCCGGGCUUCCUCCGCAUACCGUGAUUCUUCCCUCUCGUCCGCGUACGGCGAGCAGGCUAUUGGCUCGGCCCGCGGGGGCUCUGAUCGGCAGGAGCCAACACCAUUGCGUCGUGUGAGCAACCCUUGACCACUUCCUAGAUAUACCUACGCAUUUUAUAUAGAUCACAUUGUUCUCAUGCCCGGGGAUUGCAUCUGUAUCUCUGAGUUCUACGCGUCACGGGAGGAUGAAGUUGGGUUCUCCUGAGAGCUGUCGAUCGACGAUGGGUAAUUAGUUAGGCUCGGUUGAUAGGGACUGUGACAAGGUAUUUACUCGCAUUUUCUGCCGGCAAUUCCAAGAAUAUUUCUCCUCAGUCCACCUUUGGUCAGGAGACAAUGGGAGGGAUUUUUAGGGAUGAAUAAUCUUCUUUUUUUGAUGUGUUUUUUCGGGGAUCGACAAGAUUUAAAAGUUUUUUUUUUCUUAUUAACAUGGGAAAUUGGUAUUAAUAUGAAGGUUUUCAUGGCGGUUUCAAGCUAGAACUCUGUAGAGCCUGAGGAAUAUUGUUCCCUUGUCCUGAACCAUUAUUAUCCUCUGUUUUUUUUUGGUUGGGCUAUCUGCUCUCACCGUCCAGAAUAAGUGAUCAUAUCCGUAUCGACAUUUCUGAGAUUUGAUUAAUUAACUAGAAGGAUUAUAUCACGCAUAUUUUUGCUUCAACAUAUUAAUAUCAUGCCGUAUAUUCUUCCUCUUUUGCUUCAUGUUUCUUUCUGGAUUUACGUCGAAUAAUAUCAUCUCUUGUGUUCUUGUGGCGAUAUUUAUGCUCCGUUCUUCGAAGGUUUGCUGUACCCUUGAUUCCCUCCAUUGCCAUAUUGAUGCAAAAUACCUCGCCUUCGUUUCUUUUCCCCUCCCCUCAAACGCUUCGCUCCUGAAUGCGGUUGCAAUAAAUAUUUUUAUUUGGGUGUUUUAUAUCUUUUUAUUCCCAUUAUCAUGGAUUCAAGCAGGACUCUGUAAUCUGGCAGCCUUACCCUCAAGAAACUGAAAGCUAUCUAUGCAUCUACCCGGGUUUAAUUAUCAGUUUCUGUUUUAUCUCUUCUUCAUCUUGAUUGGGGGCAGUAUAGUUGUCAGUGUUUUCGCUCAUUUCCGAAAUGCGAGCAGAGGAUGUAACAUCAUGACGUAUUUCAAUGGCCUCUCCCAAGUCAGGAAGAUCGAUUUUUCUGUGAUGAGAUUAUUCUUGGUGUCUGCUCUCAAGCUCAGCUUUUCUGAGUUUGCUUUUGGAUGAGAACCGAAAUAGUACAUUAUCUUUCGUAAAGAAGUGAUUUUUGUGGAUUUUUUUUGUUCCACGCCGAUCGAUAUCUUCUCUCCAUCUACAGAUGGGUUUGAAGGUUUUUAUCCAUCUGUUUUCUUCCGCAUUCUAGAUCGCAUACUCUCUUCGGCAUUUUCGUCACUUGAGGCAGCCUCUGCACAUCUGUUCUCCAGCUUCUCCUCUUAUAUAUAUAUAUAUAUAUAUAUAUAUAUAUAUAUAGAUAGAUUAAUGGGCAAGGGUGGCUUGGUUGUUCAGGAGUCAGCCAGGACUCAUCGCACAUCGAUGAAGAGCUCGGAGGAGCCCAGAUCUGAAGGGCUCUGGGGUGCUCUAACUAGAAAAGCCAAGUCCAUUCUUCAGGAUGACGGCACAGCAGAUGAAGGCAGAGGACCUGGUCGGAAUCCGCUGCAGAAGCUCAGCACAGGCGAUGGUGGUCAGGUGGGGACAGAUGAAAUUUUGUGAUCCCCUUUCUAGAACCUCUGCCCCCCAUGAAACUUGUUCAUUUUCUGUCCAAGUAAUUUAUGGCAUCCUGGAACCCACCCACCGACCCACCUGUUCCUAGAACCCGUUCCUGGCUGACUUCCUUGCGGACAUUAGUGAUGAAAGUUCCCAUGGACAUAAGUUAUGAGGGAAAGGGUGGGUUUGAGACCGCUGACCGGCCAUUCCAGCCAUGUAUGGGAUGAAAAACCCACAUGUUUCAUCUUAAGAAUCACCUUCUCCUUUUGCCAAUUUUGUGGUUUCAGCAGCCCUGCCGAUCACCAGAGGGGUUGCAAAAGCCAGAGAGCCCAGGGAUUCAGAAGCGCAUAGGUGUUUUAACAUCUUCUCUCAGCUACAUUGGCGGCACCAUUGGGAAUGCCUUGGAAGUAAGCCCUAAAAAUCAUUUUAUUGUAUAUUUUUAAUAUAGAUUUUUUCCUUUUUUUUUUUUUCAUGUGGCUUGCCCUGCCCAGAUCUCCUUUCAAGACCAAGUAAAUGGGUUUGUUUUCCUCAGGAAGGCCUGUCAAGGGUGGAGCAUCGAACUGCCGACAUCAUCCAAGAGACGAAGAAGCUGAAUAUGAGGAGGAAGAACGGCGGGUCUCAGAUGCAGAGCAACGCCAAUUCGCCUAUUUCCCCUCAGCCUCAGGCCGCUGACUAUGAGACCCAACUGAAGGCGUCUCGCAAUGUAAGCCUGCAAGUGUGAGUGUGUGUGCCGUUAGAUUUCGUGCAGUAUUAUGUCGCCCGCAAUCUUCUUCUUUCUCCGGUUUGAAUUUAUGAACCCAGCUGAUUGACCUUUUCUUUCUUGGGUUAGUAGCAAAGAUUUGCUUGGCCAAUUUUUUUCUUCUUCCCAUUCAAAAGAGUUUGUAGUUCCGGGUCAACUGAUUGAUUUUUCCUAUUUUUUUGGGUCAACUGAUGGAGGCGGAAAACCCUUUUUUUCUUGGGUUAGUUGCAAGGAUUGCUUGGCCAUUUUUUCUUUUUUCCGUCCCAUUCAAAAGAGUCUGUUCUUGUGGGUCAACUGGUUGACUUUUCAUAUUUUUGUGGGUCAACUGAUAGAGGCGGAAAACCCUUCUUAAUGGGAAGAGGAAAACAAACAAAAAAGCCCUGCUUUGUGUGAAUUCGAGUAAUCUCUUCAUCUUAAUUCAGUGAUUUGAUGCUCAUUCUUGUUCUAAGGUCGGCACUGGUUAGUCGGAGCAUAUUAUUUCUGGAUUUAUGUUGGCAAGAGCCCUUUGGGGGAUAACUCUUUUCUCAACCUCUUGUGUGGGUCAACUCUGUGCGAUGGUGGUCGCAGGUGGCGAAUGCCAUGGCGGCAAAGGCCAAGCUUCUCCUGCGGGAGCUAAAGACCGUGAAGGCGGACCUGGCCUUCGCCAAGGAGCGCUGCGCCCAGCUCCAGGAGGAGAAUAAGGUUCUCCGAGAGAGCCGCCACAAGGGAGACCACCAUGAAGACGACGACCUUGUACCUCUCUCUCUCUCUUUCUCUCUCUCACUCUCUCUCCCUCCUCCAUCUCUCUCCCUCCCUCCCUCUCAGAUGAUCACUCUCUCUCUCUCUCUCCCUCUCAGAUGAUCACUCUCUCUCUCUCUCUAAAAUGUGGGUUCUUGUGGGAGUUGACAUCUGCAGAUACGGUUGCAAUUGGAGACGCUGCUAGGGGAGAAGGCGAGGCUGGCUCAUGAGAACUCGGUCUACGCCAGGGAGAACAGGUUCCUGCGGGAGAUUGUGGAGUACCACCAGUUGACCAUGCAGGACGUUGUCUACUUGGACGAGGGCAUCGAGGAGGUCACCGAGGUCUACCCCCCGGUACAGGUGCCUCCGCCGCCGCCGCCGGAGCCCUCCUCUCUCCCCAUCCCCGUGCCCCCUCCCUCCGUCCUCAGCUCCUCGGCGGCGCCGCCACCGGAGCCCUCGCAAAGCCGCUGA
Spirodela intermedia is the source of this 3773-nucleotide messenger RNA. The record is from the annotation of a GenBank genome assembly. NCBI's taxonomy places the organism in Eukaryota, Viridiplantae, Streptophyta, Magnoliopsida, Alismatales, Araceae.